AAACAGUGACUGUGGAAAAGACGAAGUCUGUUGUAAAGAAGGUUGUACUACCGUGUGCCGAAGGAAGAAAGUAGAUUAUUGUGUAGACUUUGGCAGACGAUACGAAAUCGGCCAGUCUUUCAAACCGGAUAAGUGCACAAACUGCACGUGCAUGUACAAUGGGGAAGUGACGUGUACAUCUAUGUCAUGCGCGACCAUUAAGUGUCGAUAUGGGAGGGAACCGAUUACCAAACCAGGACAGUGCUGCCCGACAUGUCCAGAAACACCAUCUCGUGUACCACCGACGCUAUAUGGGUGUCCUACCGGUGUUCUCCGUUUAAACACAACUUAUUACGAGGAUUAUUCAUUGAUUGAUCAAGAGAAUACCCACAUCCAGGCAAUGGAUUCAGAGAACGCACCAUUGGAGGUGAGAUUUGAACCACGGUUUGUAAAACACUGUCAUUGCAAGGACGCAUCAAGAAAGGUGUCCUUCAUCAAGGCGUUUGCAACAGAUAAAUACGGGAACAUGGCAGCAUGUACAUUCAAAGUUACUGUACACGAUAUAUUUGCACCAAUAUUUAAAUCAUGCCCGGAAGACAUCUACGUCUUUGAGAAUUAUCCGGUUCGUUGGGUGGAGCCAAUCUCUUAUGAUAAUGUAGGCGUGUCUUACAAAACCUGCUCAGAACUGAACGGAAAAGUACUUUCGGUUGGCGUGUACCCAUUGACAUAUCACAUACAAGAUUAUGACAGAAACUCUGCCUUCUGUAGAUUUCGCAUAUCUGUCACACGAGAAGACGCAUCCAUUGAGGACAUGCCACAAGGACUAAAGAAUCGAUCAAAGGACAAACCACAAACUAUGUUGAUAAUUGGACCAAUCGUUGGCGGUAUUUUCCUAGUUCUUUUUGCGGUGAUGGUGUUCUUAUGCUGCAGACGACGAACCGCGUCACGUGACACACGUCAUCAAGGUCCACCAAUGCCCGCUUAUGACAACAAUAUCUAUGCAACCCCAUGUGACAUCAAACUUCCUGCAUACAGUGACCUUCCGAUGAAUCCUCCAGCUUAUAGCAUCACCGGAAGUGAAAAGGACGUAGAGUACAUGUCAGUGGCGCCACCUAGCUACACAAAUCCCGGUUAUGAAACGCUGAAAGUGCAUGUUGGGAGGUCCGGAUCUGCGAAGUCGAACAAAUCUGAUAAAUCUGAAAGAGUGCCAGACGAUACGAAAUAAAUAUUAAAACUUGAACCAUAAGCUUAUUUUUGUAUCAACCCCUAUUUCUGUCUAGAACGACUUUCAAGGAAGACUAUGACUCUUUUUGGUAGAAGUUUGUCUGUUACACUGAAUCUCUUCGGUUCGUUUCAGUAACGAAGUUGUACAUAUAAAUCUUGUUAUUUUUAUAGUUGUUAGAUUUGUCAUUUGUAAAAUGCUGGACGUUUUUCUUACAUUAAUUUGUUAUGAUUUUGAAUUUAAAUGUUCAAUGUUAAGAGCUAAAGAUUCCUAACAAUAAUUUUUGAUAGGCGCCAAUGAAAAGUCUUGGUGCUUCUUGACUUUGGGCAAUGUUUUAAACAUCUCAUAGUAUAAAAAUAUAAUUCGUAUAAAAUGACAUUUUCUUGGGCUGGAAGUGAGAUAUGCCUCAUGAAUAUGUUUUUUUUUUUAAAUCUACAUGCCUCCAGAUGAGUCAAAAUAUUUCAAGAAAAAACAACUUAAGAGAAAUGUAAUACGAUUUUAUGAAAGGUUAAAAGAUUCAAGAUUUUAGUUAUAAUUUACAUGUUGUAUACGAUUAAUUAAUGAUUCUGCAGUAUUAAUCACAUUAUUUCUACUGCGUGACUAACGCAGUAAGGGCUAUGUUUUGCCUCUUUUGCCAUAUUUUUGGUCAUUUAGGUAGUACGUUAGUACCGUUUCCAAUGCUUAAAUAACUUAUUUUGUUCACUUCACAAUAUCUUACCU
Messenger RNA from Ruditapes philippinarum (Manila clam), 1921 nucleotides. RefSeq lists its product as uncharacterized. Lineage: Eukaryota; Metazoa; Mollusca; Bivalvia; Venerida; Veneridae. The record is from RefSeq and is a predicted model, not a curated record. Gene Ontology annotation, molecular function: protein binding.